UCUAGAUCAGGUUCGAAACUGGGUCACGUGGGGUCAAAAACUAGGUCAGUAGGUCUAAAAAUAGAAAAACCUUGUGACCUCUCUAGAGGCCAUAUUUCUCAAUGGAUCUUCAUGAAAAUUGGUCAGAAUGUUCACUUUGAUGAUAUCUAGGUCAAGUUCGAAACUGGGUCAUGUGGGGUCAAAAACUAGGUCAGUAGGUCUAAAAAUAGAAAAAAUCUUGUGAUCUCUUUAGAGGCCAUAUUUCUCAAUGGAUCUUCAUGAAAAUUGGUCAGAAUGUUCACCUUGAUGAUAUCUAGGUCAUGUUCGAAACUGGAUCACGUGGGGUCAAAAACUAGGUCAGUAGGUCUAAAAAUAGAAAAACCUUGUGACCUGUCUAGAGGCCAUAUUUCUCAAUAGAUCUUCAUGAAAAUUGGUCAGAAUGUUCAUCUUGAUGAUAUCUAGGUCAAGUUCGAAACUGGGUCAUGUGGGUUCUAAAACUAGGUCAGUAGGUCUAAAAAUAGAAAAACCUUGAGAUCUCUUUAGAGGCCAUUUUUCUCAAUGGAUCUUCAUGAAAAUUGGUGAGAAUGUUCACCUUGAUGAUAUCUAGGUCAAGUUCGAAACUGGGUCACGUGCGGUCAAAAACUAGGUCAGUAGGUCUAAAAAUAGGAAAACCUUGUGACCUCUCUAGAGGCCAUAUUUCUCAAUGGAUCUUCAUGAAAAUUGGUGAGAAUGUUCACCUUGAUGAUAUCUAGGUGUGGUUUGAAACUGGGUUACGUGUGAUCAAAAACUAGGUCAGUAGGUCGAAAAAUAGAAAAACCUUGUGAUGUCUCUAGAGGCCAUGUUUCUCAAUGGAUCUUCAUGAAAAUUGAUCAGAAUGUUCCUCUUGAUGAUAUCUAGGUCAAGUUCGAAACUGGGUGACGUGCGGUCAAAAACUAGGUCAGUAGGUCGAAAAAUAGAAAAACCUUGUGACCUCUCUAGAGGCCAUAUUUUUCAUGAGAUCUUCAUGAAAAUUGGUGAGAAUGUUCACCUUGAUGAUAUCUAGGUCAGAUUCAGAAGUGGGUCACGUGCCUUCAAAAACUAGGUCAUUAGGUCAAAUAAUAGAAAAACCUUGUGACCUCUCUAGAGGUCAUAUUUUUCAAUGGAUCUUCAUGAAAAUUGGUCAGAAUUUUUUAUCUUGAUGAUAUCUAGGUCACAUGUGCUCAAAAACUAGGUCACUAUGUCAAAUAAUAGAAAUAACGACGUCGUACUCAGUUCAACACUGGGUCAUGUGGGGAUAGGUGAGCGAUUCAGGACCAUCAUGGUCCUCUUGUUACACUAAAUGUUUAAGAUUAGAUGACAGAUUGUGUUUGUUUUUACAGCUUUAUGCUUCCAGGGGCUUUGUAGAGCAGUAUCAGAGAUCAUAUUGAGAGUUAAACCCUUGCCCUGCUAAAUUUCUAUAAUGAGCUUGUCCAUCUUUCAAUUUGGACAGUACCAUUAACUGUUAAAAGGGGUGCUUACCAAAAAGAUACUGACUGAAUGGUGAACAGUGCAAAUCAUGAUCAGACUGCACGGAUGUGCAGGCUGAUCAUGAUCUACGCUGGUCUCAAAGGCAGAAUUAAUCAUGUCCAGCAUGGUAAGGGUUAAAAACACAGUUAUAAAAUUGACCAAUGGAUACUUUCCUGAAUUACUUUGGUAUAAGUUUUGUAUUCUUCAGUAUUUUUCAUGCAUUUCUUUUUGAUUUAUAGGAAUUGCAGAACAGCCAGAGACAAUUUUGUUUCAGAAUUAUCUUAUCAGUAUAUUUAUGAAGUAAUUUCAAAGAAAUCUAUUACAAACCUUUAUAUAAAUAUUUGUUUUCAUAAAUUAAUUAUGUAGUUGAUGUUUUUGUUGCAGGGCAUUGGUUUUAAUUUAGAUUAUAUUGUAUUUAGAUUGUUAGCAGUUAAUUGUCUAGAAAUGAAUAUAAAAACAUUUUGUUUAUCUUUUUAUAUCUAAAAUUUUGAAUUUAGUACAGGUGGUUAUAGAAUUUAUUUUGGCAGAAUAUACAUCAGGGAAUUUUUCUUUAAGGAAAUAAAAUUGCCAUACAGGAAUUGAAUAGACAGAAAUACUAAAAAAAUGUACAAUAUUUGUACAUUAGUAGGACAUGUGAAGUCACAUUUCAUUUUGUUGGCAUGCAAUAUUGAGUGUUUUGCCAAACAGCUACUUUCUGGGAAUAUGAAUUCAUGGAUUUCAACUUUUGGAGAUAAAAAGAAUGGGAAUUUUAUUUGUUUAUUUGAGACUGACCCAAACUUGAAAUCCAUGAAAGCAUGUCUCUCAGGAAGAUUGAAGUUUUCACAGUAUGAUAUAAGGGAGUUUAUUUUUCUGCUUUUUAGUAACAGUAAGUGUUCGCUAUGUGCGAUUUCUUUGUUUGCAUUUUAUAUGUAGCAUCAUGUUAAGUAUACUAGAGAUAUUUUCAAUUUUCAGGUCACAUACAUAAAUUCUACCUCUAAUGAUAUUUCUUUUGAUACUUGGUUAUAUUGAUGAUGCAUAAAAUAUGUUUGCUAAAUUGAUUUCACAGAAACAAGGUGAAGAUAUUUUACUGCCAGGCUCGGCCAAUUUUGAUAAGAAAGAGUCCUCAAGUGGUCGAGCAAUUUCAGAUGGAUCUGGAGGUGGAGCUAUAACGAAGAAGGCAUGGGAUCAGCGUUACAUGACUCCGCCCCUUGCAACAAGGCACAACUCUGUGUCUCUCCGAUCUCCAGCAAGUUCUCCGAACCUCUCAGUAAGAUCUGUUAUAUCUUCCCCGCCAACUAUAAAGAUAGAAGACUCCGUCCUUGAAUUCACCGACAGUGCCUCUGAUACAGAUCUACCCAUCAAUGAAUCCGACUCCAGCUCAUCAUCCAAUCAGAAUAAAUUGUUCCAACUUCCUCCUGUAAAUACCUGGGUACCUAAAGGAGAAAGUUUGUUCACAAGCAUUUUAGACUCAAGGUCCCCACAGGUUUAUAGAAGAACAACACCCACUGGUAAAACUGCCUCUUACCCACCGUCCCCUCAAAAUGGUAUUCAGGGCUCUAGAGUAUCUUGGCCCCAGGUCUCGCAAGCACAACCUUUAGAACUUGAUACCAAUGUCUCAGAUAGUGUAGCUGUUGAUAGUUCAAAACAUGGGCAGGUUACAAAAUCACCAAAACUUCUUACAAAAUGCACAAGUUUUGAUCUAGAAAGGUCUAAACCAUUUCCAUCAAGGUCAAGUAUGACUUCACCUAUGCUUCUAAGGAAACAUAUAAGUGCGGAAGAAUCUGAUACUGUCCCAGGUACUUUAGAUCAAGAUUCUAAAGAAGUGUCUAGACAUUCAGAAAUAUAUGAAAUAAAGCAUGACUCGGAAAAGAUUGAAGAAGAUGAUGAAAAUGGCACUGUUAGAAAUGCUGAGGAUGUCCCUCAGUGUGAAAGUGUAGCAAAUACAAGUCAUCAUGAUACAACUGUUGAAGCCAUUGCUGGUGAUAGUGCAGUAAAAUAUCUAGUUAUGAGUACAGCAGAUGAAUUUGAUGCAUCAAGAAUAAAUGAAUCUCUAGAAGAUCCAUCUAUUCCAGAGACAGAUAUAGUAGAUGAUUAUUAUAUAGGAAGUACGACUUUAGAAACACAGGAUUUAGUCGUUACAGAUGUCACAGAACAAUCUGCAAGUAGUAAAACUGUUAAAAAAUCAAAAGGGAAAAUCUUGUCAUCUGAUAAAGAUAAGGGAGCAAAGUUGAAGAAAUCGAAAACAAGUGACAUUAAUGGGCAUUUAGAGGGGAAGAAUUCCCCAAAGUCUGACAAGAAGACUAAAAAUUUGAAGAAGGGAUCAAACCAACCUAUUGAUGAAAGUAGUUCCAGAGCAAUAAGUAAAUCGUCUUCGAAAGAUCGUUCUUCUGAGAAGUCAAGGUCAAAGACUCCAGUUUCUACAAUGAGGUCUGCAUUACUUACAUCUGCUGCAAAACUGAAAUCUAUCGGGAAGAAAAAUCCUGUCACUUUAUUGAGUUACAAGUCACAUUCAAUCAGUAUUCCAGAUCAUAGUAGAAAAGCUUACAGACCAAGUUCUGUCUCAGAACGUGGUCAAUCAGCAAGAUCAAAAACAUCAAAAAUUCAUCAGACCGAAUCUAGUCCAACUGUCCUUGUUACUUCACAUGAAGUACGACAUAUGUCGGACGAUGAUUGUAAAGAAAUCUUGAAUAAACCAAGGUCAGUAACGCCACCAUUAAACAAAUCAACUUUGAGUAAAAGACAGAAGGCUUCAGAAAGACCUCCGGUACUUCUGUCAGUCCAAGGGUUAAGGAAAUCUUCGGUAGGUAAGUCUGCAGAGCAGACUGUUGUCAAGACAAAGCCAACUUCAGUAUCAGAAGACAACCAAAAGACAGAAAAAUCUGCAUCAAGUAUUAAGUCAUCCAGUGGCAAGCAAGUGAAGAGCUCACAGGCCAAAUCUAGUCCAUCGGCAAAACAAGUUAAACUAGAAAAACAUAGUCAAAGCAGUCAUUCUUCUGUGGCACCUAGACCAGUAAAAGAUUCACCUGUAUCACAGAGUAGUAAGACCUCAAGUAAAACAGGAUUGUCCACCACAAAAGAGGACAGGUCAAAGGUCAGACAAAGUACUAAAAGGGGCAGUAUCAGUUCUGUGAACUCUGAUUCUUCCAAACAUACAGACCAUUUCCGUGACUGUUGUCAUGGUAGAAGAAAAACUGAUAAAAAGUAAUACAAGCUGUUUUAUUGUCCAAUCAAUUGUGUUCUGUUCCUUUCCAGUGUGUAAGUUUAACAUGGCUGCAUCCAGUUUAAACAACUUAAUGGGAUAUUUAUACUAUAACCACUGGGAGGAAAUAUCACCAAAAGCUCGACUUCAUUGCUGUUUUAUUUUUUUCAAGGUUGAAAUGAAAUACUAUGUCAUAGAUGCAUUCAGUGCUAGUUUUUUUUACUAUAAGGUAAUCUGGUUACUUCUAGUAAAUUUCCUUAAAUUAAGCAUUUUAAGUGGGGGACCUUGAAGUUGAUUACAUGCAUUUAGAAAUGAGUAAUAAUGUAGCUCAAAUUUCAUUCACUGUUUUUUGUGUUAAUGUUUACUGUAAUUAAGUUCAUGUAUAUAGGACAUUGUACAAUGUGUAACUAAACUUGUAACAUUAUAUUUUAUGUAUGUUCAUAAUAUGAUAGUUUUAUAAUUGUACAUGCAUGAUUCAUUUAUGUACAGUUAGUAUGUGUUAUUAGCAUUUAUCAACUUGAAAAUGUGCAAUAUUUGUUUGGUUGUGUAUUUAUAGAUAAUCCUUGAAAAUAUUUUUGUUUGUAUAUCAAAAUCAUCAAUGCUGCAGAGAAAAACAAGUUAUUUAAUGCUUAGUUGAGUAAAAAAUCCUCUGGCUUCAUUGUUUUGAAAAUAGCCAAAUCAUAUCAUUUAUCUGUUGCUUUUUUAAUGUGGAUGUUACUAUGUUUUAUUUUUUCAAGAAUUUACAUUGAAUAUGUUUUACAAUUACAGUUUUAAGCUCACAUAACCGAAGGUUCAGGGUGAGCUAUUAGUAUAUGUUGAUGGUCCGUUGUCCGCAUUUUCACUUAAACAUCUUCUUCCCUGAAACUACUGCUCAGAAUAACACCAAAUUUGGUCUGUAGCAUCCUAGUGAGGUUCUCUAUCAAGAUUGUUCAAAUGGGGGCAUUUAGCCCCUUUUAGGGGCCGCUAGAGCUGAAAAUAAAAAACCUUUAAACAACUUCUUCUCAUGAACCGCUUGAUGGAUCUUCAUCGAAGUUGUUCUGUAGCAUUAUUAUAAGGUCCUGUCUGAAGUUUGUUCAAAUGGGGCCCCAUGUGGUUCUGGGACGAUCUGUGUAUGAAAAGAAUUGGAACCACUGCCUUACCAUUGCAUGAUCAUAAGAGGCGGCUAAUAGGGUCUUAACACUUGGUUUUGCUGUAACUCUGUGAUUCCAGCAGGUAUGCAAAUUUUGAUUCCAUACCUCAUGUUUUUAUUUUGAUGUAAAUGAGAUGUGAAACCAAAACUUAUAGUCCUGUUUGGCGCCAUAUAACCUAUACUGUGUUGGUGCGCUGUAAAACCCAAAUAAAUAAAUAAAUUGUUCAAAUGGGGGCACUUGGCCCCAUUUAGGGGUCGCUAGAGCCAAAAUAAGUAAUACCUUCAAACCAUUUCUCAUGAACGGCUUGAAAGAUUUCCAUCAAACUUGGUCUGUAAUAUCAUUAUAAGGUCCUCUCCCAAAGUUUUUAAAAUAAGGGCACUUGGCCCCUUUUAGGGGCUGCUAGAGCCAAAAUUAAAAAUACCUUUAAACGACUUCUUGUCAUGAAUCGGUGGUAGGAUCUUCUUCAGAAAUGGUCUACAGCAUCAUUAUAAGGUCCUCCCCACAUUUUGUUUAUAUGGGGGCACUUGGCCCCUUUUAGGGGCCACUAGAACUAAAAAUAGAAAUGCCUUUAAAAGACAUUUACUCAUGAACCACUUAAUAGAUCUUCAUCAAAUUUGAUCUAUAACAUCAUAAUAAGGUCCUCUCCCAAAUUUGUUCAAAUGAGGGCACUUGGCCCUGUUUAGGGGCCGCUUGAGCCAAAAUUAGAAAUACCUUUAAACGACUUCUUCUCAUAAACCAGUGGAAGGAUUUUUUUCAAAGUUGGUUUGUGGCAUUAUUAUAAGGUCCUCUCCCAAUUUUGUUCAAAUGGGGUCACUUGGCCCCUUUUAGGAUCCACUAUAAAUAAAAAUAGAAAUGUCUUUAAAUGACUCGUGAACCAUUUGAUGGAACUUAUCAAACUUGGUCUGUAGCAUCAUUAUAAGGUCCUCUCCCAAAUUUAUACAAAUGGGGGCAGUUGGUCCUUUUCAGGGGCCCCUUGAACUAAAAAUAGAACUGCCUUCAUAAGACUUCUUCUCAUGAACUGCUUUAUGGAUCUUCAUCAAACUUGACUUGUAGCAUUAUUAUAAGGCCCUUUACCAAACUUUUUCAAUUAGGGACAUUUGGCCCCUUUUAGCAGCUGCUAGAGCUUAAACUUGAAAUACCUUUAAACAAUUUCUAAUGAAUAGCUAGAUGGAUUUUCAACAAACUUGGUGUGCAGGAUCAUUAUAAGGUCCUCUCUCAAAUUUGUUCAGAUGGGGGCAGUUGGACCCUUUUAGAGGUUGCUAGGGCCAAAAGUAAAAAUACUUAUUAAUGACUACCUAUCAUAAAUCACUUGAUGGAUCUUUAUCAAACCAGGUCUGUUUCAUUAAUA
Messenger RNA from Mercenaria mercenaria, 7120 nucleotides. RefSeq lists its product as uncharacterized. Lineage: Eukaryota; Metazoa; Mollusca; Bivalvia; Venerida; Veneridae. The transcript has 2 exons. Bases 2486 to 4648 code for a protein of 720 amino acids. The record is from RefSeq and is a predicted model, not a curated record.